Messenger RNA from Nakaseomyces glabratus, 468 nucleotides. RefSeq names its product cytosine deaminase (gene FCY1). The record is from RefSeq and is a predicted model, not a curated record. Gene Ontology annotation, biological process: cytosine metabolic process; cytidine metabolic process; pyrimidine-containing compound salvage. Lineage: Eukaryota; Fungi; Ascomycota; Saccharomycetes; Saccharomycetales; Saccharomycetaceae. Gene Ontology annotation, cellular component: cytoplasm; nucleus. Gene Ontology annotation, molecular function: zinc ion binding; cytosine deaminase activity.
AUGUCUAACGCUGCACAAUGGGAUGCUCUUGGUAUGAAAAUAGCCUAUGAGGAGGCUGCCAAAGGCUUUGAAGAAGGUGGUGUGCCAAUUGGUGGUUGUUUGAUCAACAACAAAGAUGGUACUGUUCUGGGCCGCGGCCACAACAUGAGAUUCCAAAAGGGUUCUCCUACCCUACACGGUGAGAUCUCUACUUUGGAGAACUGUGGUAGACUAGAGGGUAAAGUUUACAAGGACACCACUUUGUACACUACAUUGUCUCCCUGUGAUAUGUGCACUGGUGCCAUCUUGCUAUAUGGUAUUCCAAGAUGUGUCAUCGGUGAGAGCGACAACUUCAAGAGUCCAGGUGAGGAAUAUUUGAAGAGCAGAGGUGUCGAAGUUGUACAAAUGAAUGACGAGCCAUGCAAGGCCAUCAUGAAGAAGUUCAUCGACACCAGACCUCAGGAUUGGUUCGAAGACAUUGGUGAGUAA